GGACGGCCGUUAGUUUCGCCCCGUUAGCUCCCUCUCGCCCAAAAGAGUUAAAGAGCAUCAUCCCCUUCUCCUCUUUCUCCAAUUUCAGACCUGAAACUCUCUACCUUUCGUAAUUCGCCGGAGAUUGCUCUCUUCGAGUUCCGCCGAUGAUCGUUCCGGCAGGAGUCCGGGUCUGUCUGAGGCGAAGAAGCAAAAAACUUCGAUGCUGCUUGGCCUUGUUUGUCCAGAGAGAACAACGAGAACACAUAGGAGGAAAUUCAGCGAAGGAGAUGGCGUCGGCAACGGCAGUAGGCUCACGCUCUCUCCAACAAACACCCACCUGGGCUCUGGCCACCGUUUGCUUCUGCUUCAUCUCCAUCUCCAUUUUCCUCGAGCACUCCAUUCAUCUCCUUACCAACUGGCUCAAGAGGCGUCAAAAGAAGGCACUGAACGAAGCUGUAGAGAAGCUUAAAUCAGAGUUGAUGCUAUUGGGGUUCAUGUCUCUUCUAUUAACAGUAAUCCAAAGACCCAUUUCUUCCAUCUGCAUACCCAACAGAGUUGCAGAGACCAUGCUUCCAUGCCAUAAAACCAUGAAAACUACUACAAGAAUAAAUGGGCACUUGAAUAGUGAAAGUCAUUCCUGGAAUCAAUUUUUGGGUGAACAUAGUUUAUGGCAAUCCCAAAGACGAUUAGCGGAGGAUAGCAGUGAAACCUUAGAUCAUUGUUCUGCUAAGGGAAUGGUUUCUCUGAUAAGCCAAGACGGGAUCCAUCAGCUUCAUAUAUUCAUCUUUGUUUUGGCUGUGAUGCAGAUUGUAUACAGUCUUGUCACAAUGGCUCUGGGAAGGGCGAAGAUGAAGAACUGGAAAGCAUGGGAGAAAGAAACCCAGACAACUGAGUACCAAGUUGCUAAUGGUAUUGUAUGCAAUCUCUUUCUGCCACUAGCUUUCAGCCAUCAGAUUGGAAAUUCUAGACGUUUUAGAUUUAUAAGGGCAACGACAUUUGGGAGAAGACAUAUGAAAUCUUUCACAGGGACUUCAGUUCUGCUUUGGACUAAAUGCUUCUUCCGGCAAUUCUUCAAUUCAGUAGCAAAAGUCGACUAUCUCACCUUGCGCCAUGGAUUCAUUGCAGCUCAUAUCUCCACCAACAAGGCCUUCAACUUUCAUAGGUACAUAAAGCGAUCCUUGGAGGAUGAUUUCAAAUUGGUAGUCGGAGUCAGUCCCGUCAUGUGGUUCCUUGUCAUCGUCUUCAUACUCGUUGACGUGCAUGGAUGGAACGUGUAUCUUUGGGUUUCCUUUCUCCCAUUGAUUAUAGUAUUAGUUCUUGGAACCAAACUUGAAGUCAUUAUCACAAGAAUGGCUCUUCAGCUAAAGGACCAGAACACCGUCAUCAAAGGGGCUCUUAUUGUGGAACCCAACGACAAUCUUUUCUGGUUCAAGGAUCCAAGAUUUGUCUUGACUCUUCUACAUUUCACCCUAUUUAUGAAUGCGUUUCAGCUUUCAUUCUUCAUUUGGGUUACGAUAGAAUAUGGACUGAAAUCUUGUUACCAUGAGAAUAUUGAGAUCAUCAUCACAAGGGUUGUGUUAGCGGUGACGGUGCAAGUCCUUUGCAGCUACAUUACUCUCCCUCUCUAUGCACUCGUAACACAGAUGGGUUCACAUUUCAAGAGCGCAUUGCUUCAAGAGCAAACAGAAAAGUUCAUAAAGCAGUGGCAUGCUGGAGGGAGGAAGAAGAAGAGAAAAGAACAAUCGUCACAUUCUCAAUCUCAUCCAAGUUGUGAUCAGCCCAAAACUGAAAGCACCAACGAGGAGGCUAUCCCUACCCCCGCCCAAGUUCAGGUUUCUUCCCCUUUAUCCCCCACAGUCCACAACCAGAGUUUCCGAAGCAAUUCAAUUCCCUGGCAGAGAUGACAUCACUGAACAACUUGAAGAGGAAACAAGUUUGGGCAAUUCAAACUCGGGGAUAGUGGUAAUAGAAUUGCCACCGUCGAGGCGUCACCCACAAUAUAUUUAGAAGGCCAGCGUUGAGUUGAUACCAUUUCCAUAUAUCCGAGCAAUCUCCUCAGCUUACAGUAGAUGUCAAGGUCUGAUGUUCUUCCUACAGGAAAUUGCUUAAUAGUUAAUCCCACUUAUAUGUAACCAACACAUCAGUAGUGGCUUCGGGGACCCGCUGAGGUCGCCAAUUCAUGCGCAUUCAGGAAAUGAAGGCUCAUGGGUUUUUUUAAGGACGACUUUGUUUGCUAUACAAUUUCAUUUGUAUGGUGGUGCAAAUGAGUUGAAUGCAAAUCCUUUUUUUUUCCUUUCAAUCUUACUUUGUUUUGUUUGUUCACAGUGUAUAAAGUCUAAAUCAAAGUUGCCCAAGUAAAUUUAAAC
Messenger RNA from Nelumbo nucifera (sacred lotus), 2348 nucleotides. Lineage: Eukaryota; Viridiplantae; Streptophyta; Magnoliopsida; Proteales; Nelumbonaceae. The record is from RefSeq and is a predicted model, not a curated record.